This is a messenger RNA of Aegilops tauschii subsp. strangulata, 2381 nucleotides long. RefSeq names its product F-box/kelch-repeat protein At5g42350. Gene Ontology annotation, cellular component: SCF ubiquitin ligase complex. The record is from RefSeq and is a predicted model, not a curated record. Lineage: Eukaryota; Viridiplantae; Streptophyta; Magnoliopsida; Poales; Poaceae. Gene Ontology annotation, molecular function: protein binding.
CGCUGCAAUCCACGCAGUCGACGCGACUCGCUCCCGGACACGGGCUACAAGCCGGCAGGCAGCAGCAGAGCCCGCGGCGCCAUCCGGAAAAGGCCCCGUGAAUCCCGCCGACGCGCGCGUUUCCAUUCCCAAUCCACCGCCACCGGUAACCGAGCCGUUCCGCUCUCGGCUCCUGCCCACUUUCCCCAACCCCCCACUCCAACACUAACGGCCCCCACUCUUCUCGUCUCCCCGACGACAUAAUCCUCCAAUCCAAGAACCAAUCCCCGAGUCACCAGACCGGGCGGGGCCGCCGCGACGCGACGCCAUGCUCUCAAUCCCCUCGCUCGCCAGGGCCCUCGUCGCGCUCCUCCGCGGCGUCCUCCUCCACCUCCGCGCGCCCGCCUCCGCCCACCACCGCCUCUUCUUCUGAUCCACCUACCUGCCCAUCCCAUGUCUGGAGCGGCCGCGCUGCGGAGAUCCGGCAGCAACAGCCUCUCCGCCCUGCUGCGCGCCGAGGACGACGACACCGGCGCCCUGGCCGCCACCAAGCGGCGUGACGGAGGGGGGCGCCGAGGGAGGAGGAGCUGCCUCCGCCUGCCCCUCGGCGGCGCCGGCGGCUGCCGCGUCUGCGCCUGCGACGAGGUCGACCCCGCCCCGCGCCGUCGCGCGCCAGCGGACGUGGACGGGGACGGCGAUGCGGAGGUGGCUGCUGACGGGGAGGACCAGCGUGUCCCCGCCGCGCUCCAGUGCUUCUCCUGGAAGAAGGGCCCCGCGGCCGCCGUGCGCAUCGGCCGGGCAUUGCGGGUCCAGGAUGAUGCGGUGGCGGAGGAUGCGGCGCCGUCCCUCACGGCGCUCCCGGACGACGUGCUGGAGAUGGUGCUGAGCCGCCUGCCGCUGGCCUCGCUCCUGGCCGCGCGCUGCGUGUGCCGGCGGUGGAGGGACCUCACCGUCGCGCCGCAGCUGCUGCGGCUGCGCCGCGAGGGGCCGCGCGCGGCCACGACGCCCUGGCUGUUCCUGUUCGGGGUCGAGGCGGACGGUGGCUGGGGCGCGUCGGCUGCCGCCACGGCCGUGCACGCGCUCGACGUGGCCGCGCGCCGGUGGCGCCGGGUCGGGGCGGCCCCGCUCAAAGGCAGGUUCUUGUUCUCCGUAGCCGGCGUCAGCGACGAGCUCUACGUUGUCGGCGGCCGCUCCGGGGGGUCGAGCGCUGGCUCCGUCAAGACCAAGACCCACAAGGGAGUCAUGGUGUUCAGCCCUCUCACCGGCGCGUGGCGGAAGACCUCCCCGAUGCGGGCGGCGCGGUCACGGCCGGUGCUGGGGGUGUUCGAGAUGUCUGCCAGUCGCAGCAUUGGCCACGCCCGCGCUGAGAAGCAUGUCCGGCGCGCCAACGCCGGUGGCAAGUUCCGGCUGGGAGGCACCUCCGCCGUGUACGAGGACCCGCACCGGCUCUCGCUCCGGCGGCUCCGUCUCAGGGAUGUACUGAACGAGGACACCGAUUCCACUGUCCCAGCUCAUGGUCACGGCAAGGCUGCCAAGCAACAGAAGCAGCCAGCUCAGGCAAGGCAAGCCCUGAUCGCUGUGGGUGGCCGAGGGCCAUGGGACGAGCCCCUGGUGUCCGGCGAAAUAUACGAUCCGGUGACCGACAAAUGGGCCGAGAUCGCCGGGUUCCCCACCGACGUCGGCCUGGCGUGCUCCGGCGCCGUCUGCGGCGACACGUUCUAUGUCUACUGCGAGUCCGACACACUUGUCGCCUACCAUCUCGACGCCGGCUCAUGGUCCGUCGUCCAGACGUCCCGCCCACCGCCGCGGCUCCGGGACUACACGCCGGCGCUGGUCUGCUGCGCGUCCCGGCUGUUCAUGCUCUGCGUCUCAUGGUGCGACCCGGCGAACCGGAGGGACAAGGUGGUGCGCAAGGUGUUCGAGCUGAACCUCGGCUCGACACCGCUGCUCCAGUGGAUCGAGGCGUCGGCGCACCCGGACGCGCCCAUGGAUUCCAACGCGGUGUUCGCCGCCGGCCAGGACAGGAUCUACUCCGUGGAGAUGUUCAGGAUCUUCGGCAAGGUCCUCGAUUUUGCCACGGCUUGCCGUGUCUCCGGCGGCGAGCAGAGCUGGAGCCGCAUCGGCCGGGAGAACGCGGCCGCGGAGGCCGACGCCAUGUCCUGCCGGCUGAAAUCCAUGGCCAUGCUGCUCCUCUGAAGAUCGCCGCUGUCUACUCUGUUUUCCUUUUCCACUUACACUGAUGAUGAUUUGUUUUUUUCUUCCACGAGCUGAUUGAUGUGCAGCUCGGUACAGCCAUUCCAUUGCAUUGCCAGAUUUGCCUGCAGCAAUUGCUGUGAUUGUUGAUGCUGAGUUUGUUCAACAUGUUUUAUAAAAGAUGAUUAUACAAUCUUAUUAUGAUAUGA